Messenger RNA from Aspergillus heteromorphus CBS 117.55, 1535 nucleotides. Its product is annotated as G1/S-specific cyclin. The transcript has 2 exons. Gene Ontology annotation, molecular function: cyclin-dependent protein serine/threonine kinase regulator activity. Gene Ontology annotation, cellular component: cyclin-dependent protein kinase holoenzyme complex; centrosome; cytoplasm. Bases 229 to 1476 code for a protein of 415 amino acids. The record is from RefSeq and is a predicted model, not a curated record. Lineage: Eukaryota; Fungi; Ascomycota; Eurotiomycetes; Eurotiales; Aspergillaceae. Gene Ontology annotation, biological process: mitotic cell cycle phase transition; regulation of cyclin-dependent protein serine/threonine kinase activity.
CGGCCAACAAAGCCUCCCUACCAGUUGUCUGCUCAUCCGCCACCUUUCCAGUACCCAGACUAUUGUCUCUACUGGCCAUUCCUUAAUAUUUCCAACUAAUUCCACUCAUUAAUCCCCGAUAUUCGGCGACUGUCAUUCUCUCAACUCCGUCGUUUCCUGAUCGACACGUUUAUCAGUUCCACUCUUUAACACACCACUCCGGUCCAUCAUUAAUACCAGCCCGGCAUUAUGGCUUACCAGAAGCGUCCUACCUCUAGCUAUCAGCCCUGUGACACCUUUUUUGUCGAGUCUUAUGACGACUUCCCGGCGCCUCGCAUGGAUCCCAAGGAACACGCAAAGCUGAUCGCCCGCGAGCGUCAGUAUGCCAUCGCGGACGAGCUGUCCAAGAUUGCCAGCGAGGAGUUCCGUGAUGACAUUUUGGCGCACAUGCUGGACAUGGAUGCCGCUACCCUUCCCGACGUUGAGUCAAUCGAUAUCCAAACUGAGAUCCAGUGGUUCAUGCGCCCGUAUCUUCUUGAUUUUCUGAUUGAAGCCCAUACCGCGUUCCAGCUGCUACCGUCGACGCUGUUCCUGACCAUCAACCUGCUCGACCGCUACUGCUCCAAGCGUGUCGUCUACAAGAGACAUUACCAGUUGGUUGGGUGCGCUGCGCUCCUCAUCGCAGCGAAGUAUGGCGACAAAAAGGACCGCGUGCCUACCAUCAAGGAACUGAAGUCGAUGUGCUGUUCGCUUUAUGACGACGACAUGUUCAUUCAAAUGGAGUGGCAUGUUCUGCAGACUCUGGGCUGGACCAUCGGACACCCGACUGUAGACGGCUUCCUGCAACUUGCUGUGAUGGACACUCCGUACGAUGCCGAAGUCGAGCACUUGGCUUUGUACAUCUCGGAGAUCUCGCUGUUCCACCGGGAGUUCGUCUCCAAGCCGUCGUCGGACCUUGCCCGGGCCUCCCUCGCUCUCGCGCGGUGCAUCUUGAACCGGACUCAGCCACGCCACACCGAGUGGGCGUCCCAAUACGAUUCGAUGACUCUCGUGGGGUUGUCGCAGCAGCUUCACCAACCCUCCCAGGUCCUGUCCAGGAAGUACUCCUCGGCUCACUACUCCCGUGUAUCCAAGGUUCUGGAGCAGUUCCUAGCCCGCCAAGCCUCGAUCGCGAGCUACACGCCACCCAGCCCGCCGACGGACGUCGCCCAGUCCGAGUCUAAGCCCUUCGAGGGCGAGAUCGGGCUGGCCACGCCGCAAAAGACCACCCAGUCGGCGAUGGCGCACGGCUAUAUCACACCGCCCAUCACACCCGAAAACGAGGCUUUUGCCAACGGCGGUAACACCACCUUCGCCAAGGGGGUCCCGGCGACUAGUGCCUGCUCACCGUCGCCGACACCCCCGUCCAGCAUGCAAUUCACGCACGCAUACACGCAGGAGGCGAGCUACCCUCAACAAUUCCUCCAGCCCCAGAUGUCAUUCAGCACCGGUUACUGAAGUAGACGCCGUCAUUUGGGGACAUUCUCGUCAAUAAUAUACCCACAUAUUGCUCGAUA